Molecule: messenger RNA, 3576 nt
Organism: Jaculus jaculus (lesser Egyptian jerboa)
Lineage: Eukaryota; Metazoa; Chordata; Mammalia; Rodentia; Dipodidae
Gene: Natd1
Product: N-acetyltransferase domain containing 1
Exons: 3
Coding region: 1-333 (110 amino acids)
Source: RefSeq, a predicted model, not a curated record
AUGGCGCACGCGGCGUCGCAGAGCGCGCUGGAGCUGGGCGGCCCCAUCCGCGUGGAGCACGACCGCCGGCGCCGCCAGUUCUCCGUGCGCCUCAACGGGUGUCAUGAUCGGGCCGUCCUGCUCUACGAGUAUGUGGGCAAGCGCAUCGUGGACCUGCAGCACACAGAGGUCCCCGACGCCUACCGUGGGCGCGGCAUCGCCAAGCACCUGGCCAAGGCUGCUUUGGACUUCGUGGUGGAGGAGGACCUGAAGGCCCACCUCACCUGCUGGUACAUCCAGAAGUACGUCAAGGAGAACCCCCUGCCACAAUAUCUGGAGCGUCUGCAGCCAUGACCCUGGCCACUGCGCGCAGGAGCGCGCCCUGCCGGCCUUCCACGUGGGUCUCAUCCAGCCCAUGUGCUCUCAGGAACCUGCUCCCACUGGGACAGGCUCAGAGUUAUUUUUUUGCAAGGACACUCAUCUGCAGCCCUCGUCCAGGCUUCUGGGGCCCAACUGCUGGCUGAGGAUACUUAGCGGUCCAGGGUGGAGCAAAGGGCAGGCCAAGGGGCCAGGUCCCCUCUCAUAAAGACCCUCCAGCUCUGCAGAGGCCUUGUUGUCACCAGCUGUGCAUCCCAUCUGGCCCUGGCUAGCUGGUUCCUGCUCUAAUCAGCAGGAGGCUGAAGUGGGGCCCCUGCUGCCUCCUCCUGGAGCCAAGAGGAGCAACAGAAACCUCAUGUGCCAACUUCUCAGGGUGGGGGCACCACGCCUCAGCCACUACCAGCACUAACCCUUUCUUUUUCUCAGACCCCUGUGCCCUGGUGCAGGCAGCAGAGUCACAGCAGACGGCAACGCGCCCUGAUGUGUGAAAGCGUGGUGGAUGGAGCUCGGGCCCAGGCCCAACUGUGCACAUACACUUACACGCAUGCAGGCACGCACGAACAUGAACCCACAUGCAGGAAGGCAGGCAGGGGUAUCUUCCUCUCCUUGGUACCCAUAUCUGUUGGCCUCUUAGGCAUGGGCCUUGCGGGAAAUCAAAGUCCCUAGCCCAGGGCCGGUUGCCCUGUGGGCCCAUCUGCAUGAGUUGGUUCUGAGGCUACCUGUAGACUGCUGAGCAGCGCAGCAUCCCAGCCCUCACAACCUUUCAGCCACAUCUGCCAGUGUUUUCUUGGAGUCAUCUUGGAGCUGGGGCAGGAGGCUGGCACACCGCCCCCAGGAUACAUUUUGUUCUGUCAUGUUAGCCCCACCUGUGGGUUCUCGUCCACUUACCUCUGCAUUUGAGUCAUGACUCAGGCCCUGCCCACCUCAGGCAUCUGUGCAGAGGCCUUGUCUGUGUUCAUGCCCCUUCCUACCCUACCAAAGGAACACUGAGAUCUGCACCAGGAGACUGGGCAGCCUUUGUAGGGGUCCCUGAGCCCAGAGUUCCUGUGCCACACCACUGGGUCAUGGCAUGGUCAGUAUCCCCUCCCCUCUGAAUUCCCAGCUCCUACCCUGUGUCUGAUGUGACUACUCCAGCCUCCAAGAGAGCCCAUCACAGCUGUACCCCUUCCCACCAUCUCCUCAGUUUUAUCCAGCAGGGACAUUACUGAGGGCCAAGAGACAGCCCCGUCCUUUAGGAAAACAUUGCUGGCAGGGAGGACUCACAUCUGGAUGCCCCAGUCCCAAUACAAGAGUAACUCUCAGGGCCAAAAGAGUUGCCCAGCUCCACUCUUUCUGUCAAAUCUGAGAUCCCACAUAUUAUGUCUGACAGCGGGUGAUUCCGGUCAGAUUCCCUGUAGUGGCCAUGUGUCCACAAUAUACUUGAUACUUGAAUGAGAGGAUCAAAGUUGUGUGGGAAGAGUGGCUGGGGCUUCUUUGGUGGGCUUGCUUGCCUAAGUCCCUGUAGUGUGGCCUGGGCAUUCUCACUGCCUUGGUGUGCCACUGACUCCACCCUGGAGGCACCAUAGCCUCAAGGUGCUGCAGUAACCAUGCCUUGGGCCCAUCUCUUGGGACAGCACUCUCCAGCCCAGCUGCUCUGGUGCUACCCCACCUGCCUGCCUUUCCCUCAUCUGCUCCCCAUUCUGAGUCACUGCAGGAGCCUGUGGCCAAGGGCUGCUCACUCCAGGUCUUGUGACCCUCCAGCAAGUAAGUCUGCUGCAUUAGACCAGGUCUCACCAUGGGGCUUCUCUUACUCAGUCUACACAGGAAGUAACUCAUGUGCCUUUCCUAUUCUGGACCUGCCACCUGUGGUAUGGGCCAGAGCUGGUUCAGGGACCCUUCUCAGUUCAGCUGCGACUUCUCAACACACUGUGUGAUAGACAGAUAUGCUGUAUGUCACAAGGCUACAGCACAGUGAGGUCAGGGGAAGAAAGAAGGGGGAAGUAGAGUGGAGGGGGAACCUUCUCCUUAGACUUCAGCCUCUUAGAGCUAAGGUAGACAGGGGACUUGGCUUGGCCAAGGUUUCCCAGAAUGACGGUAGCAUCAGUCUGGGUGAUUUUUAUAUCUGUAUUCUUCCUCAGUGCCUGAGCUCCAUUUUCCCUUCUACCUUCCAUUGCCUGGGUAACAGUUUACUGGGUUCUUUUUGGAAAAGACCACAGUAUUAUACCAGCCUCUGACACAUGAACUGCUAUCUACCUUGAAAAAUAAGUUCUCUGGGGAUUCCUAGCCUAGUGCAGGGAGAUGUGGCCCAGCAUGGGUAAACACAGGCCACAUAGACACAGUGGCAAACUUUCCAAAGUGAGCACCAGUCUACCUGUUGCCCAGGAAGGGAGCUGUUCCUAGUCCCCACAACAGGGACUCAUGUACCUACCCUAACAAAAGAUUGAACAGGUGUUGGGCAUGGUGGCACACGCCUUUAAUCCCAGCAGCACUUGGGAGACAAAGGUAGGAGGAUUGCCAUGAGUUUGAGGCCACCCUGAGAUUACAUAGUGAAUUCCAGUUGGCCUGGACCAGAGUAAGACUCUACCUUGAAAAACUAAAAAAAAAAAAAAAAAGUAUAUAGCUGACAGGACCUCCCAAUCUUACCUACCUGAUUCAAUGGCAACUCUAAAAUACAGCAGUUACUGGGUCUGCUCUGCAUACAGAAGAGACAAGAGGGAAUCUAUCUAGUCUGCCACCCACACGGCCAGAGGAACCUGGCUCCAUGACUAGUUCUUGUCCUCUAGGGAGAACGCAAGUCAGUGUGUUGUGGUCUGAUGUCUAUUUGGGGAGGUAGGUGGUGUCAGUAGUAAACGAAACUUUCCUGUUCCUUCCGGAGGGCUGAGAUGGGGUUCUGUCUUGAGUUAUAAGGUGCAUGGUUCGUUGAGAAUGUCUGGCCAGCAUGCAGAAGGCUGGCUUUCAUGCCAGGCCAGGCUUCUAAACAGGAACGUUCCUGGAGCACCUGGCCACACACUCACUGUGCCUCAGAUCAGGACUCCGGUUGGUUCCAGUCCUCUCAGAGGUCCUUUCACUAGUCUCAGGGUCCCGCUCCUUCCAGCUCAACGCCCCAGAUCUCACAUAAGCAAUCUAGUGAGGCUGUGAAUUCAACUUGCAACUCUGCAACCUCCAGACUCAAAUUUAAGGUUUUCAGUUGUAUUCACCCUAUGGCUUCAAGAUAUUAAAGAUGCUUUUCUAGUUGUCAAA